Cryptomeria japonica (Japanese cedar) is the source of this 1777-nucleotide messenger RNA. RefSeq names its product cyclin-dependent kinase F-1. Gene Ontology annotation, biological process: protein phosphorylation. Bases 275 to 1657 code for a protein of 460 amino acids. NCBI's taxonomy places the organism in Eukaryota, Viridiplantae, Streptophyta, Pinopsida, Cupressales, Cupressaceae. The transcript has 2 exons. Gene Ontology annotation, molecular function: ATP binding. Gene Ontology annotation, cellular component: nucleus. The record is from RefSeq and is a predicted model, not a curated record.
UACCUCGUUGAUUGGCAGCAGCAUUGUUUUUAUAGUUUAUUUUACCAAUUUUUUGUUUGUAGCUUGCAAGCCCUAGUCAUGGAGAAACACCCAAACUUUUGCACUUGACAUACAUGUAAAGAGGUUGAAACCCUUCCCAGCAAGCAUUGAAUUCUGUCAAAAUUUGAGGGCGGUUGCCCAGGGUUAAAACGCCAGAGACCCCGGCUGAGGCCAUGGCUUCCUAUUCUUGAGCACCCCGCAGCUGCUUUUCAGCAACCAGUGCGGCUGCAAGAUCAUGCUCCCUCUCGGCUCCUGCUGCUCAACUGCCUCUGAUUCAAGUGCUCCUUCGAACAAGGUCAUAAAAAUGGAGAAUGAUGAUGUGCAGAGCAGUUGGAGUCUUCAUGGAAAUAGGGAUAUCACCUCGCGCUAUGAAAUUCUGGAAAGGGUGGGCAGUGGGACUUAUUCCGAUGUAUAUAGAGGCAGGAGAAAGGAGGACGGGUUGAUUGUAGCCUUAAAGGAAAUUCAUGAUUACCAGAGCAGUUUGAGAGAGAUUGAAGCCCUUUGCAGGCUGAGAUUGACUGGGUCCCCAAAUGUUGUUUGGCUUUAUGAGUGGUUUUGGAGAGAGCAUGAAGAUGCAGUUUUGGUGUUGGAGUUUUUGCAAUCUGAUCUUUAUUCUGUAAUUAGGUCUGCAAAGAAGGAUGGGAUGGGAAUUCCUGAAAGAGAGGUUAAGACAUGGAUGAUUCAGGUCUUACAGGGAGUGGCUGAUUGCCAUGCUAAUUUUGUCGUCCAUCGUGACCUGAAGCCUUCCAAUCUACUAAUUUCGGCUGAUGGAGUUCUCAAGGUUGCUGAUUUUGGACAGGCAAGGAUUUUAGAGGAGCCUGUUACAAAUUCGACAGGAGAAUGUGAACAUCCAGAUGAUAUGGUUGUGGAUGUCUUGGGAGAAAGAAGAUUGGAGAAUAGUGUUAAUGCUGAAAAACUGCCAAAUGAAGGGGAUGUAAAUUCAACUUCUGCAACUGAAUCAACUUCUGAAGGUUUUGCAAAGCCUGGACACUCAGAUUUGGGGUGGAAAAAUGAAGGCAUGGCUGAGUCUGAACUUACUUGUGGUGUGGGAACCAGAUGGUACAGAGCCCCAGAAUUGCUGUAUGGAGCAACAGUCUACGGAAAGGAAGUUGAUUUAUGGUCAUUAGGCUGUAUCUUUGGAGAGCUGCUGAUUUUAGAACCUCUAUUUCCUGGCACUUCAGAUGUUGAUCAGCUUAGCAGACUGGUUAGAGUUCUAGGGAGUCCAACUGAGGAAAAUUGGCCUGGAUGUUCUAAUCUUCCCGAUUAUGGGAAGAUUUGUUUUCCUGGUAACUCUUCUCAUUUAGGUUUGAAGAAUCAUGUUCCAAAUUGUUCCGAGAGUGCCUUUUCUAUCUUAGAAAGACUUGUCUGCUAUGACCCUACAGCUCGGCUUAAUGCAGCAGAGGUUCUUGAGAAUAGAUACUUCAUUGAGGAGCCCAUUCCUGCCCUAGCACAUGAAUUGAAAGUUCCACCACCUCAGAAAGAUGAUGAAAUAUGCUCAGAUGAUGAAUGGGACAAAAGGAAGAAUGAUGAAUCAGAUUCAGAUUUUGAAGGCAUGGAUGGUUUUAAUGUGAUUCACUCAAGUACUGGUUUCUCAAUCCAGUUUGAAAAGUUCCCAUAAGCACUGAUCAAGCUUUUUAUGAUUCUCUAGGUGUUGAUGUGCAUUGCAGAAUGAAUUUAACAUGAUUAUUAAUUAAUGGAUUCUAUAUGCAAUGAAUUACAGAUAUAAUUGGAUUGCAAA